Messenger RNA from Ctenocephalides felis (cat flea), 638 nucleotides. RefSeq lists its product as uncharacterized. The record is from RefSeq and is a predicted model, not a curated record. Bases 102 to 638 code for a protein of 178 amino acids. NCBI's taxonomy places the organism in Eukaryota, Metazoa, Arthropoda, Insecta, Siphonaptera, Pulicidae. The transcript is spliced from 3 exons.
AAUUGAUUCAUAGAAUGGAGGUUAACGCUAGUUCGUUAAAAUAAAAGUAAAUAGUAUAAGAACAAUAUAAUUUAAACAAAAUCAUAAAAAAAAAUCUAGAAAUGCAAAAUUCUCGGAGUAACGCAAAUUCAUCGAAAUACGGAAUUGAAAAUGCUGAUUCGUAUUUGCCUAUGGGUCUAUACACAUCAGGAUAUGGCGGAAAUUACUAUGCUCUCGUUGAAAAAUCAAACACAAAAUCAAAAGCAAAUAAGAGUAAAAAAUCUGCUGAGGCUGACGAAUCGCAUAAGGAAACAAUAAAUAUUCAUAAACAAAUAAAGGAAGCAAACAAACUCAAUAGGGUUACACAAAAAUAUUUAGAAUAUGCAGCUGAAAAUCGUCCACAUGACAUAAUCGUGGAUUUACUCAGUAACAAAAAAGAUGUAAUAGAUUUAAUAAAUAAUAGUUUGUCACGUGAUGACAUAGUAACAGGAAUAAACAUUCUUGGAAAGAUUUGUAGUUCAAGUUUUACAGAACUCAAAACAAAACUAAUUUCUGGCACAAAUGACUUAUUUUUACAUAAUCUUCAUGAUGCCAUGAACUCUUCUAAAAUCCCAAAAAGUCUCAGUAUAUCCUUCUGCUCAAGACCUUUGUACAACUGA